AUGAUUUCAGGUACGUUGACACCCGACUACAAUACACCACCGCCACCACAGGGUCUGAUGCAGAAUCUGUUUCGAGGAAAAUGUGAGCAGACCAUCUUCUUCUUUGAUUUAUUUCUGUGCGGUGCGGUGCUCUUUGGGCUGGCUUUCUUUUGAGUGGAUUGGAUUGCUGGAUUUAGUAUUUUGGACCAUGGGGGAACCUGUCAGGUGUACAGCGCACCUGAGAUA
This is a messenger RNA of Anisakis simplex (herring worm), 225 nucleotides long. Lineage: Eukaryota; Metazoa; Nematoda; Chromadorea; Rhabditida; Anisakidae. The record is from the annotation of a GenBank genome assembly.